This is a messenger RNA of Mytilus trossulus (common blue mussel), 4031 nucleotides long. RefSeq lists its product as uncharacterized. The transcript is spliced from 3 exons. The coding region runs from base 710 to 2509 and encodes 599 amino acids. The record is from RefSeq and is a predicted model, not a curated record. Lineage: Eukaryota; Metazoa; Mollusca; Bivalvia; Mytilida; Mytilidae.
CGGUCCCAAGCCCGGCUGAGAAAGGAGGAGGGUUUACAGACGUCUGGUUAACGUCUAGUAAAGGAAUGUUGCUUAGUUGCUUAUGAUAUGGAUGCCAAAUACAGCAAAAAUUUUACAAAUUGUAUUGAACACUGUAAGAUUUUUUCAAAAUUGAAAAAAGUUUAUUUUGAUAAAUGAAAUUAAACAAGGAAUCUUUUUGAUGGGCCUUUUAUCAAAUAUUUUUCAAACUUACCAAUUUAAACUUAACAUGUCUUUUAUUAUCAGCCUCAUUAUAAAUAUUUUUAGCAAGAGUAACAGCAUUAAAUCUAAAAACUGUGUUAUCACAGUAAACUAAAUAUUUGAAAAUUAUGAAAAGUUUAGGGUCUUGGGAUAUUUUGAACCUGGGCUGGAUCUGUAUAGAAUAUGAAUAAAUUACUUGCCUGUGUCAGAUGGAUGUUUCUGAAUACACAUAUACAUUAAUCAUUUGAUAAUGUUACAAGAAUUACAAUUCUAUGCAGGCAACAUACACUGUUAAGCAUGUGAGGUGUUUAUUUAAUAUUUUUGUAAUACAUUAAAUAAUGAUCAGUGAUAUUUUCACUUCAAUUGUACUACAAAUUUCAAUAAAGCCUUAUAUAUCAUGCUUAAUUCUGAAAUGGCAGCCCAAUAUUUUAAGAGAUUAAUAUGAAGAAUAUUCACCAAGAACCAAACUAUCUAUCAUGUAAACACAAUCAUGGCAGCUAAGCGGACAAAUCAUUUUAACUAUAAUUUAACAAAUAUGGAGUACAUCUAUUUGAGACCUACUAGUUAUUUUCCUCCAACGUCGAGGGCAUGGAUGCAGAAUAUUACUUCUAGCAUUCUCAAACAAUAUACUGAAGAGAAAACACAUUCGAAAUCAAAAACAAUGUGGAAAGAAAAACCUGAGCACUGGCCCCUUAAUAAACCAUUUUAUGACACAAAAAACAAAUCACAAGACAAUCGAGGAAAAACAAUAUCUGAUGAAGACCUCUUGAAAUGUUUGCUUGAUUGCUGCAAGCACAAAAAUGUACAAAUUAACUUCCUAUACCAGAAAGAAGUAGCUGCUUGGCAAGAAAAAAGACGUGAACUACUUUAUAAAUUAUAUAUUUUUCGCAUGAAUAUGGAGAAAAUCAAAAUUGCCAUUAAAAACAUGAUUUCCAAUAUGGAUUCUGAGGAAAUGAAAACAGGUCUGCAAAGUAUAAAUGUCAGUCUUACCUUAGAAACAGACAUAACAUGUAGCCGCUGCAAAGGCCAGUCUGAAAUAAUAACUGAAAUUACUCGCUAUCUUGCCACCGUACUGUGUAAAAUUAUGAAAGGAAAAGAUCCAGAAGCAAAAUGUGAUGGUAUUUGGACAUCUCCUCCUGACAACUGGCCUUCAGCAGUUCCAUUUUAUAGUCCACACAACAGAGGAAAAUGUAAACAGACAGGCUCAGAUCAGGAGCUUGUUUUGACUCUGAUUCAAAAUUCAAAAGCCAUAAUUCCUCAGAAAUAUCAGUCUUUAAUUACAGCUUUUCAAAAUGUUGUAAAUGCAAAUAAUUCAAAGGAAGCAAAAAAGCUCAAAGAAACGUUAUGUAGAAUUUAUACCAUUCAGAAUAAUAUUUCAAUCAUUGACAAUGCUCUGCAGACUAUGCAUGAACAGGGACUAUUUACAUUGAAUGUGCACAGCAUUUUAAACCAAUGGUGGACAACACAAACUCUUGAUAGUCAAAGUGAUGAAAUUUUGAAGAAUUCUGCAAUAAUUUCAGACAACAGACAGGCUAUUCAAAUACAAAUUACAGAGACAUCUUUCAAGAUUGGCUUCAAGGCAAAUGAUUUAGAAGAUAUAACAAAGUCACAUGUAUUUUACAACAUAACCUCCCAAACACAAAAAUCUAGUCCACAAAUAAUUUGCAGUAGUUCAUCAACAAGUUCUUCAACCAAUGAACAUAAUCUGGAAACACUUAAUAAUGAUAGCAUAUUUCUAAGCUGCUCAAAAGACAUUGAUUUUGAACAUUGUAAAGAUCAGGCAGUUUUAACAAAAGAACAAUCUAAAAACUGUCAAACAAAAGAAACUAGAUUUCAUUUAAGUGAAAACUUUGGAAGCAGCAAAGAUGAGCCAGAAAAUGUUAUAACAUAUCUUAAUUCAAAGCAGACAAAGGGAAAAAAAAGAAUACAUCCAAAAGAUGAAGAGCUACAGUCUGAAAUAAAAAGGCCAACAUUAUCAACUGACAAUGAUUACAACACACAGACUGAAGAAAAUAAUGAAACGCAGCAAUCAGAGCAACCAUCCAUAAGACAAGACAACAUUGAACUACAAUACAGUGAAAAGUGGCUGUUUACAAAUUUAGGCAUUACUGAUGGUGAUUUAUCAACAAAUAUAUCAACUCUUUCGCAAGAUGAAGACUUUUUGUCUAGUGCUGACAAUUGUUUAAGUGAUCAGCUAGAAGUUUUACUAACAGAUUUUACGGUUGGACUUGAAUCAGACAAGAACUCAAAUACCGAAGAACUUUUAUCAAGAGGUCAUGACAAAGAGUGAAUAGUAACACUAACAACAGAUUAUUUUUACCAUUUUCAUUAAUUUCAGGUUUUAAAUAGAGAAUUUUUCAUAAGGGGUAUUCAAAAAUCCAAAAGAUGAAGAAGAAACAAAACAACCAUAAAAUCAAACAACAUAAACAAAAACAAAUAUAAGAUAAACACUGCAACAAUACUUAUAAUCUAAAAAAUAACAUACUGUGCAAUCAUUUAUUUUCGUUGGUAUCAAUUUUUGUUGAUUGCUGAAAACUUGCAUAUUCGUUGAUAUUUGAUUUCGUGGUUUUGCCAAUCUCUGUAUAAAAAUUCUAUUAAAAAUAUGUUAUUCAUUGAACAUUUGAAUUCGUGGUUCACCUGAACCCAUAAAAUCCACAAAAAUUGGCAUCCAACAAAAAAUAAUGAAUCCACAGUAUACAGAAAACUAUUGCACGUUUUGGCUGCAUAUUUAAAGAUCUUUAAAGCACUGAAGUGAACUCAUUUGUUCCGGAAAGGUAAUCAGUGACUGCUCAACUACUGGAUACUGUUGUGUUGUCAUUGGCAAGUAAAAUUACCAUUCAAAAAGAUCCCCAUUGAGUUUAUUGUGAAGCUACAUGUAUUGCAUGACAAGAAAAACAAAUGAUGCCAAAGAAUAAGGCUGUGUGUGCUUAGAGUGAACACAUGACUUGAAAAAUUACAUUUCAAUGAAUUUUACACCUCGCACAAAUAGCUUUAACUUUAUUGCAAAAUCAUUUGCAGUCUGUUUUCCUAACAAAAUUCUGACAGGGUGGAAACAUGACACAAAUAAAUUCUCUAUUUCUAACCUCUACCAGUGCUCUUAUUUCUGUUCCCUCCAGUAUUUAUGAAUUGAUAUUACCGGUCAAGCAUAGGCUAUUCAAAAAAAAUCUUAGCUUCUUUUCUAGCAAUGACAAAAGUUUCUGUCCAAGCACUAAAAAAUUUUAAACAGAAAAUGAUAAUGUAAAGCAAUUUUCUUUUCAAAUUUCAAUACCAUGUACUUUUUUUUAUUUGUGCAUAGGGCAUCUUUACAAAGUGAAAUAUUUUUUUCUUUGAGCUACAUGCAUAUGUUUUAUCUAAUGCAAAUCAGGUGUGUUUCAAACAAAAUAACGAUUACCUCUAAUUCUUUUCAAAGCAAUCAAUGAAAAUUUUUACUGCACAAUCAAUCAAAUGAAAGUUUAAUUUCAAAAUUAGAACAUGUAGAAACAAAGAUUUAUUUUGAAUGGCCUUAUUGAUCCAUGCGUUUGUCUACUGGAUUUUCUUUAGUUUUCUUUUCAUUUUCACAUAUUUUGGAAUGAACAUGAUGAAUUUGGUGUUCAGGAUAAUUAUCUUAGAGGGAUAAGUGGUUCAGUAUAAUCUUCAUGACAUCUACGUAGGACAACAGGGAACAUUUUUUUUAUGAAAAUGGAAGAAAACUGACGGAAAAUCCAGUAGUCAAAUGCCUGAACUUUUGUGUUUUAAUACUUAGCACAUUGUGCGAGUAUUGAUAUAUUUAUGUAAUUAUGUAUUUUUUAAAAUAAAUGAUAUUUUAAUGUUGA